GUUCAUAUGAAGAACCUCCUGCAUCUUGGCGAAGAUCGAUACCUCACCACGUUGCUCUUCAAGCACUUCCCGCUCUUCAAAACCCAGUUUAUCCGGGAUGCCCAUGCGUACACCGUGGCUCCUGAUGACUGGAAGGUUUUGCUGUCUCAACGUCGCCGCUGGAUCAACUCGACCGCUCACAACCUCAGGGAACUCAUCUUCUUGGAGCAGCUUUGUGGUUUCUGCUGCUUCUCGAUGUGUUUCAUUGUUAUGAUUGAUUUGGUUUCGACGCUCAUGCAGCCUGUCGCUGUCGCAUAUAUGGCGUACUUGAUCGGACUGGUGGCCGGUGGGGGCAAAUCCAUCCCCGCUCUAUCGCUCAUCACGAUCGCCGCGAUAUACGGCAUUCAAGCCCUGGCUUUCACCAUGCGACGGAAGUGGGACAUGAUUGGAUGGAUGUUGUUCUACACACCUGCCAUUCCCGCCUUCUCCUCCUUCUUGCCUGUAUACUCGCUCUGGAGGAUGGACGAUUUCUCUUGGGGUCAAACACGUGUUGUCCUUGGUGAAUCUGGCAAGAAGACGAUCGCUCACGACGAAGGGAAGCUCGAUCCUCGGUCUAUUCCUCUCAAA
Messenger RNA from Laccaria bicolor S238N-H82, 606 nucleotides. Its product is annotated as glycosyltransferase family 2 protein. The record is from RefSeq and is a predicted model, not a curated record. Gene Ontology annotation, molecular function: chitin synthase activity. The transcript is spliced from 3 exons. Lineage: Eukaryota; Fungi; Basidiomycota; Agaricomycetes; Agaricales; Hydnangiaceae. Gene Ontology annotation, cellular component: cell periphery; cell septum. The annotation marks the transcript as partial.